AUGCUACGCACAGAAUGGGACCGUUCGCCUCCGUAUCGCCCUCGGUCUUUGAGUAGUGCUGUGCGCAGGCGUCGCAGUUUUCGCUACGAGCCGCCGUCAGACGACGAGUGCCCUGUUUCUUGUCGCGGCUACGAGUGCCCUGGGAUGGUGAAGGAGGAGCAGUGUCCCCUGGGCGCCUUCCUGCCCGACAAGGCGCACUGCAAUUGCUGCGGAAAGUGCAGCGCUUACUACCGUGAGUGGUGUCGAGGUUUAUACGUGCGCGCGCCCUCUCGCGGCCGCUUUGGUCGAGGCGAUGAGCUUAACCAGAAGUGUGCCGAGUUCAAGAAGACAAUACACGAUGUGAACGGGAGCAAGGAAAUGGAGAUUGAGGAGGAGUUUCUGGAGCCAGGCUGCGACGACGGUCUGGUGUGUCGUCAGGGCGUCUGCCAAGACAUCCACCUGCUGCAAUCGACCUUCGCCACGCGGACACGUAGAGACAGCAAACACAUAGACGCUUACGAACCGUGCAAGCAGGAGAUGAAACAUUUCAAAAAGAAGUACGGGGCGAAGGGCCAUUUGCACUUCAACGCGCCCCAGUGCACCCCGCUCUGGCUUUAUGCGCCUGUACAGUGCCGUCGCUUCAUAUGCUACUGCGCCCUGGAAGACGGCAGCAGGAUAGAGGGUAUAAAAGUGCCCCGCGUUGAAGUGUCCAACAUGAACUGCGACUGCGCCCGCGAGAAGUGCCGCACUGGCUCGGACGUGGAAUGCGACGGAUACGGCAACUACAGGGAAGCCGUGUUCAUGCCCCACAUCGAGCGGUGGCCCGAAUCGAAUGAAAUCGACGAUAUAGAUGCCUCGGGCAAAACUUCCGCGCAAGCCCAGCAGUUUUCACAUCACAAAAUAUCAGAAUCGACGGCGUCUAUGAGAAGC
Messenger RNA from Iphiclides podalirius (scarce swallowtail), 909 nucleotides. The record is from the annotation of a GenBank genome assembly. Lineage: Eukaryota; Metazoa; Arthropoda; Insecta; Lepidoptera; Papilionidae.